UUUUUUUCUUUCAUUUCCUCGAUCGACUACGAGUGGUGGCGUUAGUUCGAUCGCUUAGUUACGUUCACGUCAUCUCUUUUAAUUUCUAAUGUCUGAAUUUUGUAUCACACAUGCUUAGGGGUAACCGAAUUAAGAAGAAAUCCAAGAAUCCCCGAACAAGAAGAAAAGUACGAGUUAGAGUUGUAAAGUUAAAUGUGAACUAGAAAGUGUGAACGAAGUCGCGAGGUGUCUCGUCCGUCCGGUUCGAUCUGGAUUUGAGCAGUUUGAACCAAGAGCCGGGCUCCCUUUCCCUUGCUUUCUUUAUUAGAAAAGUUUAGUGGUGUGUUAUAGAUAUUAAACAGUUUAUUUACUGUUAUUUGUAAACUUUUUUUUGUUGUAAAAGUCAAGUUUAUCCGUUCCAAAAUGUCUGAGGAGUCGUCAGCAGAUCGCAAUGUCGAAAUAUGGAAGAUCAAAAAGCUGAUCAAGAGCUUGGAAAUGGCGAGGGGGAAUGGUACGUCGAUGAUAUCGUUGAUAAUACCACCGAAGGAUCAGAUCUCUCGGGUAUCGAAGAUGUUGGCUGAUGAAUUCGGUACAGCUUCCAACAUCAAGUCUCGAGUGAACCGCCUCUCCGUGCUCGGGGCCAUCACGUCGGUACAGCAUCGACUGAAAUUGUACACUAAAGUACCACCGAACGGCCUCGUCAUCUAUUGCGGUACCAUCGUCACCGAAGAGGGCAAGGAGAAGAAGGUGAACAUCGAUUUUGAACCGUUCAAACCCAUCAAUACUUCACUCUAUCUCUGUGAUAAUAAGUUCCACACGGAAGCCCUGACGGCGUUGCUCGCCGAUGACAAUAAGUUCGGUUUCAUCGUGAUGGACGGUAACGGAGCCCUGUUCGGUACACUGCAGGGUAACACCAGAGAGGUCCUCCACAAGUUCACCGUUGAUCUGCCAAAGAAGCACGGUCGUGGUGGUCAGUCUGCUCUUCGUUUCGCUCGUCUGCGUAUGGAGAAACGUCACAACUACGUGCGAAAGGUGGCCGAGGUGGCCACUCAGCUGUUCAUCAGCGCUGACCGACCGAACGUCGCCGGACUCAUCCUGGCCGGUUCGGCAGACUUCAAGACUGAACUGAGUCAGUCGGAUAUGUUCGACCCGCGUCUCCAAACGAAAAUCAUCAAGCUGGUGGAUGUAUCCUAUGGCGGUGAGAAUGGUUUCAACCAAGCUAUAGAGUUAGCUGCUGAAUCGUUGCAGAAUGUCAAGUUCAUCCAAGAGAAGAAACUCAUUGGGAGAUACUUUGACGAGAUCUCACAGGAUACUGGCAAGUAUUGCUUCGGUGUGGAUGACACGUUGCGGGCGCUCGAGCUGGGUGCCGUGGAGACGCUCAUCUGCUGGGAAAAUCUCGAUAUCCAAAGAUACGUUUUGAAAUCACACGCUACCAACCAAGAAACUAUUCUGCAUUUGACGCCCGAGCAGGAGAAGGAUAAGUCACAUUUCACCGAUAAAGAGACCGGGGUGGAGCUGGAGCUGGUGGAGUGUCAGCCGCUGCUGGAGUGGCUCGCGAACAACUACAAGUCAUUCGGUGCGACAUUGGAGAUCAUAACAGACAAGAGUCAGGAGGGCAGUCAGUUUGUACGAGGUUUCGGUGGAAUUGGCGGUCUGCUGCGUUACAAGGUGGACUUCCAAUCGAUGCAGCUGGACGACGAGGAGAUAGACAAUUUGUACGACGUUGAUGAUUAUUAGAAACAAACCGGCGCCGGCUGAUCCGUAAACGAGCUUAUGCAAUAAAAAAAAAUAUGUUAAUUAAA
Molecule: messenger RNA, 1781 nt
Organism: Vanessa tameamea
Lineage: Eukaryota; Metazoa; Arthropoda; Insecta; Lepidoptera; Nymphalidae
Gene: eRF1
Product: eukaryotic peptide chain release factor subunit 1
Exons: 9
Coding region: 403-1716 (437 amino acids)
Biological process (GO): cytoplasmic translational termination
Cellular component (GO): cytosol; translation release factor complex
Molecular function (GO): translation release factor activity, codon specific; sequence-specific mRNA binding
Source: RefSeq, a predicted model, not a curated record